AUGCAACAGAAAUUUUCUGUGACAUCUGAAGGUAAUGGUGACCAACAAACUUCCCUGAAAACCAUCUACACAACACUCUACACCAUAACUGCAGAUAGCGAAGGACCAAACGGAGAACACGAGUUCAGACACCUCAAAAGUAAAUUGACAAAGCAAUCAUCAUAUGAUAGCUCUGUAAACCUCAGAGACAUCUUUAAACCUUUGUCUGGUAAAGAAACAGCUAAGAGAAUAGUGCUCACGAAAGGAGUUGCUGGCAUUGGAAAAUCCUUUGCUGUGCAGAAGUUCUGUCUUGACUGGGCUGAAGAGGAAACAAACCAGGAUGUUGAUUUUGUUUUUGACCUUCCUUUUCGAGUGUUAAAUUUGAGUAAAGGUGAGAAAAGCCUGCUUGAUCUGCUGACUGAGUUUUACCCUGUGCUCCAGCCUCUCAAAGACUCAGAAUACGCUCAAACAAAGAUAAUUGUGAUCCUCGAUGGUCUGGAUGAAAGUAGACAUCAACUGGACUUCAACAACACAAAGAUAGUGUGGUCUCUGAAAGACAGAACAUCUGUUGCUAAUCUCCUAGUAAACCUGAUUCAGGGUAACCUCCUUCCUGAUGCAAACCUCUGGAUAACUUCUCGUCCAGCAGCAGCCAAUCAGAUCCCUGCUAAGUAUAUCGACAUGGUGACAGAGAUAAGAGGGUUUACUGACCCACAAAAAGAGGAAUACUUCAAGAGAAGAUUUAGUAAAGACUUGGGUCUCGCUGACAGAAUAAUAUCCCAUAUUCAGUCCUCACAGAGUCUGGACAUCAUGUGCCAGAUCCCAAUCUUCUGCUGGAUUUCGGCUGUUUUAUUUCAGGAGGUCUUUGGAGGCGAUGAAGAAACUGAAACCCCUCAAACUCUGACAGAGAUGAUGGCAUAUUUCUUGUUUGUCCAGACAAAACGCAGAAGUGGGAAAUAUGACAAGAAAACUAGGAAACACAAAGAGAAUCUUCUAAAGACACACAGAGAGUUUCUUCUGAAACUUGGAAAGCUUGCAUUUGUCCACCUUCAGGAAAACAAGCUCAUCUUCUAUGAAGAAGAUCUGGAGGACUGUGGCAUUGACAUCAAAGAAGCAACAGUGCACUCUGGUUUUUGGAACAUGGUUCUUGGAAAAGAAGAAUUCUUCUCCCAGAAAAACACAUUCUUUUUUGUGCAUCUGACGGUACAAGAGUUUUUUGCAGCUCUUUACGUUUAUGAAUGCUUUACAACAAAAACAACAAAAGAACUUGGAAACUUCCUUAAUUUGGAGGACAAAGACCAUUCUUUACUUGAUAUUGUGAAGAAGACCAUUGACAAAGUGUUGGAGAAGAAGAAUGGUCAUUUGGACUUUUUCCUACGGUUCCUUCUUGGUCUGAUGGUUGAACCCAACUGCAGAGUCCUCCAGGGUCUAUUGACUCCACUGGACCAAAACGAAGAUACAGACAAGAAAAUUUUAACCCACCUUAGAUCCAUCCGAAGAAAGGCCUUGUCUCCAGACAGCUGCAUCAACAUCUUUCAGACCAUGGUUGAAAUGAGAGACCACAAAGUAAAAGAUGAGAUACAGGAGUAUCUCAAAAUGUCUGAUCGUUCAAAGACAGAGUUGACUCCUCUACACUGCUCGGCUCUGGCCUACAUGCUUCUGGUGUCUAAGAAUAAACUGGAAGAGUUGGAUCUGAAGAGCUACAACACAACAGAUGAGGGCAGGAGGAGGCUGAUACCAGCUGUGAGGAGCAGCAAGAAGGCUGUGUUAAAGGACUGCAAGGUGACUCUAGAGUGGAUUAAACUUCUGGCCUUUGGUCUCAAGUUCCCUCUGUCACCUUUAAAAGUUCUGGACUUGAGCAACAAUGAUCUUGGUGAUGUAGGAGUGACAGACCUGUGUGAAGGACUGACGAGUCAAAACUGCAGACUCAGAACACUGAGGUUGUCUGGUUGCCUUGUCACAAGGAAUGGUUGUGACUCUCUGGCCUCAGCUCUGCAGUCCAACCCCUCCCACCUGAUGGAGCUGGACCUGAGCUACAACUAUCCAGAAGAAUCGGGAGUGAAGAUAUUGUCUGAGCUGAGGGACAAUCCACAAUUCAAACUCUGUAAACUAAAUGUGGAAAAGGAUGGAAGUCAUCGAAUGAGACCAGGAUUUAAGAAAUAUGCCUGUGAUCUCACUCUGGACCCCAAAACAGCACACAAGAACCUCUCUCUCUCUGACAGUAAUAGAAAGGUGACCUGGGUGAAGGAAGAACAACAAUAUCCAGAUCACACAGAAAGAUUUGAUCAAUGCCUGCAAGUUCUGUGUGAGCAAGGUUUCAAAGAGAGCUGCUACUUUGAGGUGGACACUGUGGAGCCCUUCAGCGUCGGGUUAACAUACAAAAGCAUCAACCGGAAAGGGAACGUGUCUGACUGCAGGCUGGGAGAGAAUGAUAAAUCCUGGUGUAUGACUGGUUCUGAAAAGGGUUGUUAUGUUCUGGGCAGAAAUGAAAGUAUUUAUGCAUCUAACUUGCGGUGCACUCGUGUUGGAGUGUAUCUGGACUGGGAGGCUGCAACCAUUUCCUUCUACAGAGUUUCUAAUGACAGCAGCGCUCGACUCUACACCUACAAACCAGGAGGUUUCAGUGAUGCCCUCUAUCUUGCUGUCGGACUCCAUCCCAACACUUCUGCUCUGAUUUGUCAGUUAUAA
Nematolebias whitei (Rio pearlfish) is the source of this 2664-nucleotide messenger RNA. Its product is annotated as NLR family CARD domain-containing protein 3-like. Bases 1 to 2664 code for a protein of 887 amino acids. Lineage: Eukaryota; Metazoa; Chordata; Actinopteri; Cyprinodontiformes; Rivulidae. The transcript is spliced from 5 exons. The record is from RefSeq and is a predicted model, not a curated record. Gene Ontology annotation, molecular function: protein binding.